UUAUCACCGAUAAUUAAUCAUACUAUACAUGAAUAUUCAUUUAUUGAAGAAAUCAGUAAAAGAAAAUAACAUAUAACAAACAUUUUUUUCUUCAAUAAGAGUAAAAGACAUGCGCCAACAGUAGCGCAUGCUGACAAUUGAACCACUAUUGAUCGUUUAACACACACGAGUUGUUCGUUUUUCAUAGAGAAAUUUAAUUUUACGUGACAAUAAAAUAGUGAACUACGAAAGAAGGAUUUUUUUUACAUUAAGUAGCAUUUUAUUUAAUUAAUUAAAGUGAUAUUCAUCCAAUAAUUUUAAUUUUAUUAUUGUAGUAGAUUUAGAUAAGUAAUCAUGAUUCAUAUUAUAUUAUCCAAAGAAUUUUUUCUCUUAUGGAACAUUUUGAGUACAGCUUUGUGUAUUCCAUCUACCCCAGGUUCACCUAGACAAUUAUUAGACCAUAUUUACACCACAAGUAGACCAAUUAAAACUAUUGUGGAAUUUCAUACUCCAAAAUCAUUAUCAUUGCACAUUAGUGGUAAUACUGUCAAACCAUCUAUUGAAACUUCAACGUCAAUAACAUCGUCAAUAAAAACCACGACAUCAUCAACUCCAAGAAUAAUUAACGCAGAACAACCACUUUAUCGAUUAAAUAGUAUAAAUGGACAAACAUGUAUUUUACUUCAAGUUGAUGCACUGAUUACUGUUAAAUUCCGUACAAGAUUAGGAGAAGAACAGGAAGCUAAUAUUUAUGUUCCUAGCGACGCUACUGUCACUGGAAAUUGUGAUACUGAAAACUUUGUGACUAUGUCAUUGAAAUGGAAAGCUUUUGUGCUAUCUUGGAGUUUUGCUAAGACUCCUGGAGGUGAACGAUGGUAUGUUGACAAAAUUGAAUUGACUUACAAUUCAAGUGAUCGUCAUUUUGAACAUAUUGACCAACCAAAUAAAACAAUUAGGUUAAGCACUGGACAAAAACACAGUCCAACAUUAUUCCCAACUCCAGUUGGAAAGUCGUAUGUCUGUGACGAAGAAGUAAGCGUUCCUUUGACUGAUGGCAAAAAUAAUGCAGUUCUCUUAUUAAGAGACAUGAAGUUACAACCUUUCAAGUAUAAAAGCAAUGACUUUGCUGCUGAAUUUUCAUGUAAAUCAUUGAGUGCUCGAGCUGGUAGAGAUGAAACUGCUCCAGUUGCUGUUGGUUCAACCCUUGCAGCUGCAGUACUCCUGACUAUCACUGGUUAUGCAGCAUGGCGAUACUUUAAAGUAAAAAAAGUUAAAUAUGAUACAAUGGAAUAAACACAGGCGCUAUAAUAAACAUAAAAAGCAUAAAUCUUAAUAAUGAAAAUAAUAAUAUACGAUAUUAAUAAUAAAUAAUAAAUUAGAAAAUAAAUUUUAAGUAAAAUAAAUUGUUUUUUAUCUCGUAAGUUGUGGCCUGAAUUGUAAACGUUUUGAACAUAUCUAUAGAAUGUACUAACAAUUCUCAGUAAUCAUUCAUACAUGAACAUAAACUUUACUUUAAUGCAGUUCAGAUAAAGUGAUAUAUUUAAGAUAUUAUUUGUAGAAAAAACUAAACUAUUGUUAUCAAUCUAAAAAUUUUAUUUAUUUAAAUCAAAACCAAGUCAAAUCGCAAACUCUCAUGGUUGUAUUAAAAAGCAUUUUAAUUGAACGUUGUAAUGGACGUAUCGUUAAAUAAUCGAUAAAAUUCAAUAAAAAUAAUAGAAAGUCAAUACUAAA
Molecule: messenger RNA, 1710 nt
Organism: Chelonus insularis
Lineage: Eukaryota; Metazoa; Arthropoda; Insecta; Hymenoptera; Braconidae
Product: lysosome-associated membrane glycoprotein 5
Exons: 6
Coding region: 334-1272 (312 amino acids)
Biological process (GO): establishment of protein localization to organelle
Cellular component (GO): plasma membrane; late endosome membrane; lysosomal membrane
Source: RefSeq, a predicted model, not a curated record